AGUUCCUGCAGAGUCCGGGCUUCGGAGUCGUCGGCUAGGACUUGAGCUGGUGAUUGUUGGUGAGGUCUCCGUCGCUACCUUCGGUGUUGUCUGCGCCGCUGCGUCCGUGGCGUGGACUUAGGCUCGGCCCGGCCGGGCCUGGCGCCCGGAGAGGCCGCGGGCUCCCCGGGCCCUGGCGGGGCCGAAGUUGAAGCCUGAAGGCCCAAGUUUCAGGCCUCCGGGGCACUGAACCAAUUGAAUGAACGAACAUCAUUGCAAGAGUCAGCCUAGUGAGAUGGUACAACCCAACGGGGGUCCAUCAGGAGAUUACGAGACCCUUGGUGAAGGGUCUUCCCUGGGGAAAUCAGCCAUGCUGCAUCUCCCUUCCAACCAAGUCUCUCCGGAGGCCCUCCAGCGCUUCUUGGAGGAGAACCAAGAGCUCAGAGAUGCCUUACGACAGAGCAACCACAUGCUCCGGCAGCGUUAUCAAGAGUUCCUGAACUUCCAAGCCAACCAGAAGGAGGAGAAGGAGUUUCUCAUGAGAAAAUUUCAGGAGGCUAGGAAACUGGUGGAGAAGCUAAACAUGGAGAAGCUGGAGCUGAAGAGACAGAAGGAGAAGGCGCUGCAGGAAAGCGAGCAGGGUCAGAUCCCAGGUGAGAUGGAAAGAGAGGCUUUGAGGACCCUGAAGGAGCAGCUAGAAGAGCGUUUGCGACACUUUCAAGAGGCCAGUGAAAGCCUCCAGAAGGAGAAACAAGUCCUUCUUCUGGAGAACCAGGAGCUGAGGAAGAAAGCAGCUCAAGGCCAAGCUGGGGAGACCCAGCUGAAGAUGAAGGACUGUGGGAUCCAACCACAAAGACUGCUGGAGACAGAAUCUCUGCAAGGGGCAAGUGGCAGUGGUAGGAGUGAGGAUUCAAACAACUUGCUGAAGAAGAAGAUGCAGGAUGUUGAGAAUGAGAACACGGUGCUGAAGCAGGAGCUGGCGUCCCUGCAGGGCAAGGUGGCCCAGUUGGCAGUGAGGGAAAAAGAUGUGGAGAGGAGGGCCGAGCAGCAGUUACAGGCCCUGAAGAGGCAGUUGGAGCAACUGACGGAAGACAAAGGAUCUGUGAAAGCCCAGGUGACCUCACUGCUCGGGGAGCUGCAGGAGAGCCAGAGCCGCCUGGAGGUUUCAAACAAGGACAAACAAGUCCUAGAGGACCGAGCCCGGGCAGCCACUGAGAAGGUCAAGCAGCUGGAGAGCGAGAAUGAGCAGCUGCACAAACAACACAGUGUGCAGGUGGACCAGCUGCGCAUGCAGACCCAGAAUGUGGAGGCUGCCUUACGGAUGGAGCGGCAGGCUGCAUCUGAGGAGAAGCGGAAGCUGGCUCAAUUACAAGUGGCCUACCACCAGCUCUUUCAGGAAUAUGACAACCAUAUCAAGAAUAGCCAAGCGAGCAGUGAGCGCAGUAGGGGAAUGGAUCUUCAGUUGGAAGACCUCAAUCAGCAGUUGCAACAGGCAGAAGAGGCCCUGGUAGCCAAACAGGAAUUGAUUGACAAACUCAAGGAGGAGGCUGAACAACACAAGACAGUGAUGGAGACGAUCCCGGUCCUGAAGGCACAGGCUGAUAUCUACAAGGCUGACUUCCAGGCAGAGCGGCAAGCCCGGGAGAAACUGGCAGAGCGGAAGGAGCUUCUGCAAGAUCAGCUGGAGCAGCUCCAGAGGGAGUAUAACAAACUGAGAGUUGACUCGAAAGAAACCACCCGGGCUAUGAACACAACUUUCUGCUUUCAAAGUAUUGAAGAUAUGAGAAAACGGCAUGUAGAGAACCCUCAGCCAGCUUUGCCCCAGCCAGUUCAUCUUGUCAAUCAUCACCUCUCCUUUCAUCCCAUACUACCUGGCCAGAGGAGAAGUCUUCCGGAUGAACAGCCAGAUUUUUGUUGUCCGAAAUGUCAGUAUCAGGCCCCAGAUAUUGACACUCUGCAGAUACAUGUCAUGGAAUGUAUUGAGUGAUGCCUUUCCCACACAGCGAUGUGGCCCAGCAUAACCAAACCCACCCUGCCAUACCCCAUGCUUGUUUUUACUUGCCCAGCCCUUGAUGAUAAAUCAUUAGCAAUUUCCAUUUGAUUGUAAGUUUAGAAGAGAUGGUGAAAUGGCCCUCUUUCAUUUAGUGUGCUCUUUGCCUGACCUGGCUUGCCUGCCUUGCUGUACCUUAUAUGUUAAGUCCUUUCUGGAGCAGGAGCAUCAUAGAAUUGAAGAUCUAAAACUGGAAGCCAUCCAGUCUGUCCCUCCCCGCAUUUUACAGAGGAGAAACUGAGGCCCAUGGAGGUUGUUACACAAAUAAUCGCCAUCAGAGAUAGCAUUUAAAUCCAGGUCCAUUGACUCCAGCCUGCACUGCCUCCCAGUUUUGCCACCUUUCUGUUGGAACAGAGAGGCAGCUGGAGCAGGGCAGGGGAUGCUACUGCCUGCCCCUCCUAGGCUAUUCUUGCUGUAGGCAGGGAGGGACCCUUGUCCCUGGCUCUUGGGGAGAGAAGUCCAAGCAUUAAGUGCCACUGGGGCCAGUCUAUACUAGUUGCCAUUUCUGUGGUGCUUUUAAGGUCUGAACCAGGCUUUACAUGCUCUCUCAUAUUUGAGCCCUUCAGUACUCUUGAGGCUUAGGUAUUAUUUUUUCCCAUUUUACACCUAGGGAAACUGAAGUUCAGAAAUGAAGAGACUUAAGGGACCCAGGUUCUCCUGACUUUAGGUCCAGCAUUCUAGCACAUACCCCCCCUCCUUGGUAGAGAUCAGUUGGUUAUGCUUUAGUCCAUGCUUGGGAAACAUGCAGUCCAUACCAAAGAUUCAGAUGUGGUAUGAUUCACUGUCAUAGUGAACUGAGAUUCUAGCACUUUUGUGUUCACUGGGUUGGUUUUCUUGCUAUAUUCAGACUUUUGUAACAUGCCGCUUGUCCUGAUUGUGAUGCUUAAAACUUGUACUGAGUGUACUAGUAACUAAUGUAUAGUUACUGAAUAUAAAGACUUGCCAUUCUUUCCCCCAACUUAGAAUUUAGAGAUUGGGUUCAGCUACACAGUGCUCACUCUACCUGUGCUAGACUUGAUUUAUCUUUUUCCCUGCCAAAUCCCAUUGGCCAAGUUUGUCAAAGCAGUCUUCUUCAUUGCGCGCUUUAGUACAAAUGCAACACCAAUUCUAAGCAUAAUACUGAAAUACUAUUGGAUUGGGGAAAACUAAACUAGCCUUUCAUAAAUUCAGGAGGCCUCUUUUACUACUUUUGGCUUUAAAAGGGCUAGGUCCUUCACCCCCUCCCCCCCUUGUCAAAUUAAGUAUAGUGAGAGCUUGGGUUUUUUUUUUUUAAUCUCACAUAAUCUCCAGUAACUAUAACUGAGAGACAAUAUGGGACAGUGGAUAGAUAUGGGACAGUCUGGAGUCAGCUGGGUUCUUGUUCUGCCUCUAGCACGCAAUUCACAAUCUUCUCAGCAGCUCUGGAAACUCUAGGACUCAACCACAGAUGGGUUGACAUCUCUGUUGGUGAAGUUUCCACACUGGGUAUUCUUAUGCUGGUUCUAACCUGGCUCAACUCCUGAUUGCAGACCACUUUUCUACCUCCACCCCAGUGGCCUCAUAUUAGAGAAGCCUUUGCUGCUUUGUAGGUUCCCCCCACUCCCUCCCCAUCCCUGGCCACUGUGACUUAGUGGCAAUAUUCUCAACACAGGGAAAGAGGAGGAACUGCAUUGAAAAACUUCUGUUAUUUGUGAAAAUCCAUUAAAUAACAAUGGUGGGUAACAUCUAUAA
Molecule: messenger RNA, 3739 nt
Organism: Phascolarctos cinereus (koala)
Lineage: Eukaryota; Metazoa; Chordata; Mammalia; Diprotodontia; Phascolarctidae
Gene: IKBKG
Product: inhibitor of nuclear factor kappa B kinase regulatory subunit gamma
Biological process (GO): positive regulation of canonical NF-kappaB signal transduction
Cellular component (GO): IkappaB kinase complex; nucleus; cytoplasm
Molecular function (GO): K63-linked polyubiquitin modification-dependent protein binding
Source: RefSeq, a predicted model, not a curated record